ACAAUAACAAGACGAUCUCUGCACGAAAUCAGUUUUGGUUCAUCUUGGCAUUGAAUUUGAUCAUUAAUCGAUAGAUUGUUAGUUGGUUGGUAGAAUUGAUUUAGGAGAGUUGAGUUUUGUUGUGAUCAUGGAUUGGGGAAAUGUAACGGUUGAGGAUCUGGUGGAUGCUCUGAGAGAGGUUGAUUGGUCGUCGCCGCCGCGUCCGAUGUCAGAGUUCUUCUCAAGGUUCACCGUUCCUAAAUCUCUCGCUAAAUGGGAUAGCCGCCUCAAGUGCAAUCUCUACUACUACCGAACGAACUACUUCAUCAUGAUCGUCUUUAUACUUGGAUUGGGAUUUCUUACAAGGCCUCUUGCCAUUCUCUCUGCUCUUUUGACUGCACUUACUGUAGCAUUCCUUAAUGACAGCUUUGCAGGUUCCUUUAGUGAGAAGGCCACACGAACCAUCAGAGGAUUCUCCCCACAGCUAGCUGCUAAAAUGAGACCUCCAUUGCAACCUGUCAUUCGUGGACGUCCAUCAGCAAAGAGAGCAAUCUAUAUCUGUGGUCAACCCCGUUGGGUCUUUGUCUUGAUUUUCUCACUUGUGAGCUUUGCCCUUUGGUAUAUUUCCUGUGGUUUGUUCACUGUCUCGUUGGCGUUACUCAUUGGCCUUCUUGCUACAAUUCUGCAUGCAAGCUUGAGAACACCCAACUUGAAGGCACGUCUUAACACCUUCAGGGAGGAAUUUCGACAAGUGUGGCGUAACUACAGUGAGAUCUAGACUAAUGUUGUUCGACCUUGAUCUUGUCUCUGAAACCUAAACUUGGCGAAGACCUUACUUACAUCUCUUCAGGAAAGAACCGGUGAUCUGGAUUUGUUGUUCAAUACUCGGAUUAUUUUCCUUUGAUCUGGUUAUUGCUUUCUGUAGCAGUCGUUUCUCCUUUUGUUUAAACAUUUGUAAAGCCAUCCUGUUCUUGUUUUCCAGAAAACCUUUAUGAUGCAUUACUGUACAAACCCUUUAUGAUGCAUUAUUCUUUUUCGUUUUUUUAGCUCUAGCAGAGUCGACUGUUAUAUCUACACACUUUUUGGCAAAAUUCUUGUGAAAUCUAUACUAUUAUUUAAGAAG
Eruca vesicaria subsp. sativa (arugula) is the source of this 1102-nucleotide messenger RNA. The record is from the annotation of a GenBank genome assembly. Lineage: Eukaryota; Viridiplantae; Streptophyta; Magnoliopsida; Brassicales; Brassicaceae.